Dinoponera quadriceps is the source of this 8183-nucleotide messenger RNA. RefSeq names its product biorientation of chromosomes in cell division protein 1-like 1. Bases 174 to 4175 code for a protein of 1333 amino acids. NCBI's taxonomy places the organism in Eukaryota, Metazoa, Arthropoda, Insecta, Hymenoptera, Formicidae. The transcript is spliced from 3 exons. The record is from RefSeq and is a predicted model, not a curated record.
UUGAAGGACGCAGUAGCACUAAAUUGCGACUUCCCGAACGCACCCUAAAUGUGAAGAAACAGUGACUGCGUGUUGUUUUAGAAAUAAUCUUGAGAGUGAAUAUUAUCCGUGAAUAGUAAUUGUUUCCAUUUUUUGAUGGUCAAAAUUUGACUCUGUUCGAUGUUUUGGAUGACAUGGAGUUAGAUUUGCCUAACACGUUGUUAGCUGGUGAUACACGAUUGAUUGAUCAUAUAGUAGGCGAAGUUAAAUCUCAAGGCAUCUUUGAUCAAUUUCGCAAAGAAUGUAUUGCUGAUGUUGAUACAAAGCCAGCAUAUCAAAAUCUAAGGACACGGGUUGAAGGUUCUGUAAACUCAUUCCUUAGUAAACAAACAUGGAAGCCAGAUCUAAACAAGAAUCAACUCAGGGAAACUUUGCGCAAGCAUAUACACGAUGCACCAUAUCUGGAUGCUGGUGUAGAGCGAAUAGUGGAUCAAGUAGUAAAUCCCAAAGUUUAUUCAGUUUUUAUGCCACAAAUAGAAGAUGUAGUUUAUAAGUUUUUAGGUAUAGAGAAACCAAAAGCAAAGGAGAAAAAUGAUAUCUGUGGUCUUAAAGAUUUAUUACCCAAAGAUCUGGAUCCAGUUUCACCAGAAUCUGAUAAAAAUAGCUUAAAAGACUUGUCUCUUGAAUCUGUGGAUACAAGUGACAACCUAAAUGAGAAAGAAGAUGACAAAAUGUGCAAUGAAUAUAAACUGCAAAACAAAGUGCUGUAUAUAGAUAAAGAUAACACUAAUUCAGAAAAUGGACAUGUUUCCUCUGAAGAGAAAACUUUCAAUGAAGUUUGUAAAACUCUUAGUGUAGCUAAUAUGAAUUUAAACAUAUCUGGUAAGUCAGAUGAUAAAAUGGAUGAAGAAGAAGAAGACAGUCCGACUUUUGAACCAAUUGACAUUAUGAAUCUAAAUGAAUCAAACAUCUCUAACGAUUCGCACUUAUCAGGAAUAUCGGAAUUAACGAGUCACAGGUCCAAGAGCCCAGAUUUUUCAAAUGAACUGUCACGGGAUAAUUUUGACUGUAGUAAUCAGGAUUCUCAGCUGAGCAAAGUCUCAUCGGAUUCUCGAUUAUCAAUUGUAACGGACUUUGGUUCUAAUCAUGGCUUUACACCAGUACUCGACACAUUAAAAGAUGAAACAAUGAAGGAUAAGUAUGAAGCUAAAAAUACUAGAGACAAUUUUAGAGCAAUCAGGGAAUUUGAUUUGUCUAAGAAUAAAGCGGUUAAAAACAAUUUUGAAUUCAUUAAAUGCAAAGAUACUCAAGGAUAUAAAGAUUCAAAAAGUACAAAAAGUGUAUCUAGAGAAAAUUCUCGUGAUGCUACAGACAGUGGCGUAAAGGAUAAGUAUGAAUAUAAAAGCUCGAAAGAAAAAGCCAAGGAUAAUGAAUCUAUUAAACUUAAGAGCACAAAGGAAAAAAUCAGCAGUAAGGACGUAAAAUAUCCUAAAGACAAAAGUAACGAGAAGAAGAAAGUGAGUAGUCAUAGUGAUAUAAAAUAUGAUAAACACAGUAAAAGUAAAUCUAAAGAAAAAAUUGAUCAAAUAAGAAAUAAUUUUGAGAAAACUAAAGAUAAUUCGGAAAAUAUAAAGGAGAACGCCAAUAAAUUGAAAGAUGAGAAAAUUAAAGAAACGGACAAAAAGGAUAAUGUUAACAAGGAAGCAAAAGAUUUGAAAGAUCUCUAUAAAGAGAAAAUUAGAGAACUUAGAGAGAAGAAGGAACUAACGGAGAAAGAAAAGUUAAAUAAGGACAAACUUAACAAGGAAACUAAAGAUAAAAAGGAUUCUUCUAAAGAUAGGAAGUCGAACAGAAAAGAGCACAAAAGUUCAUCGUCAUCAAAAAAUUCGUCUGUGAGUUAUCACGAAAAUAAAAACAGUAGGACGUCAGCAGAGAAAGUUGCAGAUAGCAAGGAUAAGAGGACCGACAUGAAAGAUAAAGUGAGACGAGAGGAAAAACGAUUGUCGAAAGAUAGCAAAAGUAAAACUCACUUCACUAAUAAGACAGAUCUAUCGGAUAAGUCUGAGAAAUAUAGUCUAAAAAGAACUUCUAGAGGCGAGAAGGAGGAUAAGACUGUAAAAGCAGAUACGAAGAAAGAUGUUAAAGCGAGUGGCGAGAGAAUUAACGGUAAGAAAAACACAAAAAAUUCUCUUCAAAACAAGACUUCAGAUUGUAACGAUAAACUAGAUAGCAGGAAAGAUUUAAAGAACGAUAGCCAAUCCAAAGAUAAGAAGCGUAGAGAUGAAAAAAAAUCUAAAACGAAGGAUGAUCAUUCCAGUUUGCGGAAAAACUCGAAUGAUCGACGUUCUACGGACAGGGAUGGAUCAAAUGGUUCAAAUAGCAAAACUUCGCAAUCCAAUAAUUCAUAUUCCAACGCAACUAGCCAGAAAUCAGACUCGUCCAGCUUGACGAAGGAAAAUGAGGUUAAUAACUCUAAUAGCGAAACACUAGAUAAUGUCGAAGAAAUGCAAAUGAAUGACAUGAAAUUGUCGCGUCAUUCCAAUUGUAAAUUGUCUUACAAUACUGGUUCACAAACGGCUAGUGAGAAAAGUCACUUGAAGAUCGAAACUGAUGAUAACGAUGAAGCAUAUGAUACGCAAGAAGAAAUAGAUUUGCAUCAGAUGAACUUGCCUUUGAAAAAGAGACAUUUGUAUAGUGAUGAAGACGACAAGUCACCUUCCAGUGACAUCAUGAUUAAAAAGCCAAAAUUCGCGAAAAAUGUACACGAAGCUAAGAAAUUAAUGAAAAUCAGGAAACAGAUGGAUAAGCAGAAAGUUAAAGAGGAUAAAAGAACGGAGAAGAAUAUUAUGCAAGAAACUGAGCAAACGGGUCAGUCAAGUACAAUGAGAGAUGACGCCAACAAUCUCGCGAGCAUGCCGGAUCACGAACGUGUUCAAAUCAUUGAAAUUCCCGACGAAGAAUACGACGAGCCUUAUCCCGAAAAGGAAUUUAAUUUAACGUUAGACGAAAGAUCAAUAAUAAUGUUAGGAGCUGAUCCGUGUGCGAGAGAUUUUCUGGACAGCCAUUAUAAUAAAAAAGCGACAUUAUCCAAUAUGGAGUUAUGUAUAAGAGAAUCUCUAAGUGAAAUUGUAUCGAAUAUUUCGCUAGGAACAGCGGUUACGCAAUCGAACAACUCGUAUCGACUGUCUUCUGCAUCUUCAGCUGCUGUUUCGAUGACAUAUACUAAAGAUGCGGAAAAUUUGCUAAUAUUUAAAGGGAAGUGUAAAGAUGAUUCCAAGAUAUAUUUAAACGAUAAGACACAGUCGAAAGAUGCAGUCGUGUGUGUAGAAAAUCAUUUCGACGAUCUGCAAAUGAGGGAGAUUUCUGCCUCACCGAGCCAGAGAAGAGUUACUGUUUUGAAAGAAUCGGAAUUUACAGAACAGAAUAAAAACGCAAAAACAUUAAUGGAGAACAUGGAAGUAUGGGAUUAUCAUCGAGCAAAAACAAAUUACAAUAAUGAAGAGGUAGAUAUUAAGACAGAGAUGCGAGACAACGAGGAAGCAGGAUCACUAGGUGAAGAGCACAUAGAAACAUGUAUACGAUCAAAUGUUAAUGUAGCAGAUUUGCGUAAUGAUUGUAUGGGAACCACAUCUUUCGUUAACGAGGACAACGAGGAUUGCUGUUACUUCAAGACCGAUAAUGCAAGAUCGGAAAAGUUUUCCAGUUUCUUGGAAUCUUUAGAAUUGGUGGAAAACUCAUCUUUGGAAGAUAUAAUAGAAAGUCUAGGCGGCAAGGUUGUUUCCUCGGCACCAAAAUCUAUGACGUUUCCCAAACCUAAGCGUUCGUCCAGUCCUUUACUAGACUUAUUAGUGAAUAACUCAAAUAACAACAAUGAUGGUCACAAACAGAUACUGUCUUCACCUACCAACGAAGAUGUCCAUGGUGUCAAGAAGAGAAAGUUACUCACAACCAAAAAACCAAGACUUUCGAGUUUCUGUAAUACACAAGGAAUUUCAAAUGGCGAGAAUUUCGUUAUGCCCCUGAGCCCGGAUAGUGAUGUAUCUGCGACGAGCGAGAAGACGACGUCAUCUAACGUGACAAAAGAGGAAAAGAGCCGAAAUAGGAGCAAUCAACGAUACUCGAGUGAUGACUUGUAUAAACCACGCCCAUUAUUUUCGAGUUCUUCUCGUCGAAGCAGACGAUCUAACCAAGCAUAGCUAGUGCCACAUGGAUUCAGAUGUUGAGUAUUCUUAUGCAUUGUACAAUUUCAAAACGUUUUCUUGUCUAGCUGCGCAAUAUCAUAGCAUAAAUCAACAUGCGUUAACUUAUUAUAUAAGAGUGAGUAUGUGUGUGUGUAUGUGUGUACUCAGUCCUGAAGAAAUGUACCGAAAUUGUGUACAUACAUACAUACAUACAUGCAUAUAUAUAUAUAUAUAUAUAUGCAGGGUGUCUCAAAAUUACACUAACAAACUUUAGGUGUUUUUAAAGGACAUCAAAACUAAUAAUCUUUUUCAAUAAACUUGUAUCGGAAAUGAGCCGUUUUGACAUUAGAGUGAAUUAUUCAUAGCAGUUCGAAAUAUAGGUCAUUUACAUCUAGUUUCUCUAUAAAUAAAAUGUAUAUCGAUUAGUUCAUUAAAAAGAAAAAUUUCCAUUUUGGAAACGAAUUUCGCACAAAUAAAUUGGAAACCAUAAAAAAACCAUAAUAAACCAGAAACGCUGUAAUAUUGAGCUCGCGAGUCAAUAAUAAACAAUAUUACAAUAAUUCUACCUGUUUUAAAAUUUCCUACAGUUUUUAGUUUGAUAAAGUAAUUUUUAUUAAUAUUUCUUACUAAGAGAUAGCAACAAAACCAGGAUGAGAAAAAAAUUCCUGAUAUCUCCAUAUUGAAGUAAAUUGUCUACAUUUCGAACAACUAUUGUAAAUAAUUCACCGUAGGGUCAAAACGUCUCAUUUGUAAAUAUGGGUUUAUUGACAAGGAUUACUAGUUUUGAUGUCCUUUAAAAGUAUCUAGAAUUUGUUGGUCUAAUUUUGAGACACUCUGCAUAUAUAUAAUGUGUGUGUGUGUGUGUGUGUGUGUGUGUGUGUGUGUGUGUGUGUGUGUGUGUGUGUGUGUGUGUGUGUGUAAUUAAUUGUUAAUUUAAAAAGUAGACAAAUUUCCUAAAUUCACAAUAUUAAAAUCCGAAUACCGAGACAAUCUCCUGAAAUACAAUUUUAUAGAAAUUUAAAAUGUUUCGUUAGCAAGGUGCAUUAGUAUUCAUUUAUUGAAAUACAGCAAGAGUGUAUUAAAUAGGUAGAUAUUAAUAUAUUUGUAUGUUUGUUCUAUAUGCCUCAUAUGUGUGUACAAUUUCAGAGUAAUAAUUUUUCCUCGAAACAAUUUAUUUUGGGAAAAAUGUAUUUCAGAGCAUUGUUUUUUGGUAUUCGGAUUUCGAUAUUAUAUUUUUUUAGGAAAUCGUUCCAAUUUCCAAAUUUCGAAAUUUUGAUUUUUCAGGACAAUGUAUAUCUAUCUAUUCGUGUAAUGUUUAUAUUAAUAUUAUUACAAGGUAUUAGUUUAUAAUGGAACAAUAACAGCAAACAAGACUCCUUGUUUAAAUUUUAUCCUUCAAAUAUUUAUUUAUACAGAGUGUCUGGAAAAUUUCGGCGUGAGCGACCGCUGUAAUGGAUUAAAUUAAAUACCAAAGUGUAUUAUUUUGUAAAAUUCACAGUAGUUAAUGAGUAAUUAAUUAAUCUGUCUGAGCGGAUAGGCAUACGGAAAACGAUAGCCCGAUUUCCGUAGGCACAAAUAAAGAAAGUUGAUUUUGAGCAUGUAAGAAAAAUGGUUUACUUUUUAGGAUCUCCUAGCAACGGUAAUUGAUUUCAGAAAAUGGAAUAAUGCAGUUUAUGUCUCACGCUGUUUGCUACUUCGCCUUCCAAAAUUUGUUGUCAUUUCCUACCUACCGGCAUCUGACUUACCGCUUCCCGCAUACGCUUAUUCGCACAGAUUAAUUAAUUACUCAUUAACUAUUGCAAAGUUUGCAAAAUGAUACAUGACUUUUCUAUUCAGUUUAACUUAUUCUACCUGCAUUUGAACACAAUUGCCCUAUGAAAAUAUUUCGGAGACCAUGUAUAAAAGUAAUUCGAUACUUUAUUAAGUAAUAAGUACAUAUCUUGUAUGUAUGUAUGUAUAUAUGUAUGUAUGUACAUGCAUAACUACACAGGUAUUCAUAUAAAGGGGAAAUGCCAAAUCUUUUAUUGCUAAAUACUAUUUCUUAAUUUUUUAAGUAUGUUUAUAUCAUAUAAAAAUAUAGUGGAAUUCGUUAAAGCUUUGGUUAUGUUUUCCAUUACUCAUUUAUUUUAAAUAUUUACUACUAGAGCUCGCGGUUAUAUUUAAUAAUUACAGAAAAUAUAUGAUUCAAAUGACUAGUACACAUUUGGCAAUUCUCCUCUAUAUGAGCUAAAUAAUGUUAAAUUUCAAGAUUAUUAAAAUUUUUAAGUGGCAGUUUUAAUCUAAUUAAUUUAUAAAAGAAACGUUUAAACACAAUUGUUCUUACGUGCAAAUUAAAAUCGGAAACCAUAAGAAACUGUUUUAUACACGUAUUUGCAAAAACAAAUUACAUGAUGAAAUAAUCUUUAACACAUAUGUGCGUUGUGUUGCGUGUGCGCGCGUACAUAAUAUAUAUGUACAUACAUAUAUGUUACAUAAUAAAUUAUCUAGUUGUAUACAUACAUGUGUAUGUGUGUGUACGGGUGCUUAAAAAGUCCCUAGCAAGAUAUCUUGAAAAUGAAACUUUUUCGAGAAAAAUGUUAAAUACCAAAGUUGUUGAGUAUCAAGCAACAUAUUAGAUGUUUAUAUUAAUUAAACCCUGGACUGAGUCUUCAAGAUCAGGGAAAGGUUAUCUUGUAAUUUUUUAAAUGAAAACUAUGUUUUAUGACAUAUUUCUAUAGCUGUUGUCCAGAUGUUUACGAAGCACUGGUUACAAAUCUUUUCUCGAUGAGAACUUUCUGAGUUAUGAGUUCUCAAGGUUAAAAUACUGCCGGCAUUAGCAUUAUCCAAGGCGCAUCGUAUGGAGGUUGCCUAGUUAGAUUUAAAUUACUUUUGUAUACGUUCGUGUGGUUGUGUCGAACCGUAGGAUCCUUAUUUCUGCUUUGACACAAACAAUUUUCCCACGUGGUGCAUCUUGGGUAAUGUUAAUGUCGGCAUUACUUCAACUUUGAAGACUUAUAAGUUAAAAUGUUCUCAUCUUAGAAUGGUUUGUAACUAGAGUUUUGUAAAUGUUUUGACAGCAGUAAUGAGAAUAUGUAAUAAAACGUAGCUUCCAUUAAAGAAAUUUGAGGUGACUUUUCUAGUUUAGUUCAGGGUGUAACUAAAAUGUUCAUCUAAUAUAUUGCUUGAUAACCACCAACUUUUAAAUUUUUCUCUAAAAUAUUUGUUUUUCGAAAUAUCCUGUCGACAUGGGAUUUUUUGAAUACGUUUUGAAUAUAUAUAUAUAGUUUAUUAUGUAUCAUAGCCGUAGUUUAUUAUAUAUUACAUCCUUUUAUGUACGUUAUAAAUAAUAUUUGUACCAUUAGCAGUACCAUAAGCAAGGAACUUAUAGGACGUAUAUUUUUUACACACACUGACACGCGCGCGCUCAUAUAUGUGUAUGUAUGUAAUAUGCUAGAAAUGUAUUAUAUAUUUGUAAGAUUGCUACUGAUAGACUAAUUUGUUGCUUAUGUAUAUUGCAUAUUAAUUCUGAAGGUUAAUUUUUACAUACAUUCGUAACUUUAUACCGUAAGUUAUCUCGUAAUUUUUAUUUUUCAACAAAAUUCUCACACAACUCUUUAGUAUAUUUGUACGCGCGCGCGCGCGAGUGUGUAUGUACGAGUAUGAGUGAGUGUGAGAGCAACCGCAAAUUAUUUAUUGAUAAGAAAAAUAUAUUAUGUAAUAAUAUAAAAUUGUUAUACAUAAUUUUAAGUUCUAUAGACAAUUUAAGUUAUAUUAUUAGAAAGCUUUGACAAUUCCUUAAUAAUCGUCAUAUAUUAUUUUCCUCUCUAUGUUAUAUGUAUGUUAUUAUCUUAUAAUAUACUCAGUAAUUAAGUCACACGACACAUUAUAAUAUGUCACACGAUAUUUUUCAUUUUCAGAAUGGUAAGAUAUAUUUUUCUAACUCUUAAUAUAUUCAUCAAUUUUUCUUAAAGAUUAGUCUAUUCAUUAUGACUGUGCAUACUAUAAUAAUAUCUAAAAUUUAUAAGUCUCCACUACAUUAUUUAA